Astrephomene gubernaculifera is the source of this 4746-nucleotide messenger RNA. The record is from the annotation of a GenBank genome assembly. NCBI's taxonomy places the organism in Eukaryota, Viridiplantae, Chlorophyta, Chlorophyceae, Chlamydomonadales, Astrephomenaceae.
AUUGCCUUCAAGCUGGGGCAAACCUCUCUCUGUUGGGACAGGACCAUUUGGCAGCGCCGCGCGUGAGUGUGCGACCUCCAUUGAGGGCCUUUGGUUUUGCCUGCACGCCGCAGUCGCUUCAAUAGCAGAGGGCAAGAGCUGUCAAGUAGCUAUUUCUGAAAGGCACAGCCUUCGGCUCAACGCCAGUGCAAGCUACCGCCCGCCUUACGCUUGCCGGAAGCAACGGAAACCCUGCAUCAAGCCAGGGCGCUAACCGGGGAGGAACUUAUUUAAGUUACUACGUCGAAAGUGUUGGGUAUACUCAUUAAAUACGGCGACGCAGUCUACUCGUUGGCCGAGCAACAGCUAAUAAAAGAAAGCAUAAGCCACUAAUGAAGCGAGAAAUCGCCUCCGGCUUCUGCCGGGGCUCCACCCUAGUGCUCCUGCUGCUUCUGCCAGUGAUUGGCGCUCUUCAAUAUCCUCACCCGCCGCCUCUGUCACCUCCUCCCUCGCCAACAACCUUUUGCAACUACAGCGCCCUGUACCUUCCCGACCUCGUCACGCCUCGCGCUUACCAGCUUUUCCUUGACAUGCACUUCAACCCUCAUCCCGCCAGCAACGGCAGCAACAAGGUUGACGAGUAUGUCAAAGGCUAUGUGAACAUUACCAUCAGCGUUGCCAUGCCGACCCAAUGCCUGGUCAUCAAUUCAUCACCGGGCAUGCAAAUCAGCUCUGUGACAUACUUUUGGAAGGGCAAGCAGUACAAAGGCACGGCACAGGAGACCGACCCCGCGACGCUUCAAACAGUCCUGCACUUUGAUGAGGUCCUACACAGUACGACAACUGGAAGUAUAACGGCAACUGGAAAGGCAGGCUCGGCCACCUCUCCCUACGGCCUUCUCAAUUUGGAGUUUGCCUACCGAUUAAUUGAGGACUAUGAAGGACUGUUCAAGACCUCAUACAAAGACGAUGUCGGGAUGCACACGAUUGUGACAAGCCAGUUCCAGCCUGCUGCGGCCCGGAAGGCCUUCCCCUGCUUUGACGAACCCAGGUUCAAGGCUCCCUUCCGUAUCUCCAUCGUAACGCCAACGUACGACUCUGGUAUUCCUAUGGCCACCAUUUCGAACACAAAGGUGGCCAACCGCACCUAUAAGGGCGCCGGCUCGCGUGUGCGCACCGAUUUCCAGCCCACUCCGCCGCUGAGUGCCUACUCGGUGGUUAUCGUCGUGGGACGAUUUGACAAGGUCGAAAGGACGUGUGACUCGCCGCAGCUGGAAAAACCGAUUGUGGUUCGCGGCUGGGCACGAAAGGAAAAGGUCGGACUGUUCAGCGUUCCCCUCCAAGUGGCCUGCUCUUCGCUAGCCACGCUUACGUCGAUCUUCAACGUCAGCUACCCCUUGCCAGAACUUAACAUGGUUGCCUUGCCUUCCUUGGGGUUCGGCGUCGCGGAGGGGUUUGGAGCUAUUCUGUACACUGAGGCCUGGAUUCUAGUGGACCCCUCGACCGCUGACCUAGGCACCGCCGUGACACCCAUCCUCUCGACCGCGAACCCCAUCGCAUUGCAAUGGAUUGGCAGCAUGGUUACGAUGUCGGAUUGGCGUGACAUGUGGCUCAAAGAGGCCUUUGCGACGUACCUGGGGAAAGUCGCAGUGGACGCCGCGUUGCCGGCUCUUGCCGUCAUGCAGACUCCCUAUAUGGACGUACUCAACAGGGCGUUUUGGGGAGACUCGAGUCGGUACUCGCGACCUCUCAGCGGAAGCGAGGAGGAAAAGGCGCAGUACACGUCUCUGCUGGAUACAUUUAACUUCUAUGACGACGUUACGUAUUUCAAGAGUACCGCUGUGAUCCGCAUGCUCCGCGCCUACCUUAAUGGCAGAGGAGAGCAGCAGGGGGCUGCAUCAGUCCUCGGCAACGGCAAACCCCAGGUCAUGCGGCGCAGGAGUGUGCAGCAACAGCAGCAGCAGCAGCAAGAGUCUGAAGUGCCGGCUCAGUUGCAGCAAGAGCCAGACCUAGCUGAGGAGGAGGUGGUGCCUGAGAUGCCCGAGCGGCAGCAACCGCAAGGCCAGCCGGUGAUUUCCCGCGUCAAGCCGGCCUCGUUCCAGUAUGGACCCAUGGGUCGGUUGCGCAUGCAGCAGGCGUGGCAACAGCUGGGCCUUCGGCAACGUCUGCAACGGCGGAUGAUGUCUGCCGGGGGAGAAGUAGAUGUCACGGCUGGGGCUAAGGUCUUGUUAGCCCAAAGGAGCCGGAGUCUUCAGGAGUUGAGACGUAUGGCAAGGAAGCUGGCUGGAAGCAGCAGGGCCACCACUGCCACCGCCACCACCGCCACUGCCACCACCACCGCCGCUACGACGAACAAUGGCGACAAGUAUGGAUCGGAUCCCUUCUUUGCAGCCCUUCGGGUGUUUGUCAAGGAAAACUUGUACCGCAGCGUAACGCCCCAAACGUUGUGGGACACCAUGUCGCGUGCUACAGGUCUCGACAUUUCGGCUUGGAUGUACGAUUGGACGUACUCUGCCAACUUCCCCGUUGUUGAAGUUUCCCUUUCAAAGAAUGCGACUGGAACCAUUGUACAUGCCGAUGGAUCAUCUGCUAUAGCGUCUGGUGUGGCUAGCACCUAUGUGAACCUCAACCAAUGGGACAUCACUAGCGGCGAGAAGAACUGGUGGAUUCCAAUCAGCUACCGACUGCCGGACACAUCCAACAUGAAAUGGCUUCAAAUGGACCAUGAGGCCUCCGUGUCGCUUCCUCUCUCCAAUGCCGUACCUCCGUACGUCCUAGUCAACCCGGGCCGGUACGGAUACUACCGAGUGAAUUACGAUUCGGCGCUCUGGGAGGCCUUGAUUAACGCGGCUAAGAACACUUCGUCCGUCCCGUCCGGUGAUCUUGCAGCCAUGAUCGCGGAUUCGUACCAGCUGGUCGGAUAUGGGGUGACGCCGCCCGAGGUGUUUUUGCGCCUGGCUGCAAGCCUGGGUGUUCGUCAAGAGCCCGAGUUCGACGCACAGACGUACACAACAGGGGCUAUCCUCAACUAUUUGUAUUCUUUCGAUCGGCUGACGCUCUUAUCGGAGUACGACAGUCAGUUGGGGGUUGGAGCAAGCUUCUUCAGCACGUGCGUCCGCAACCUGGCAAUAUUUACUCGGGAUAAGAUUGCAAUCCCCUUGCUCGUCAACAUGAGCCUUCCAGCUGCGGACGGCAAGGGCCGAGUUCGUGUUGGGGUGAACUUUUCGUCUGUGGACACAUACACAGCAGACGCUGCACGCACCCAGCGGCGCAUGAUUGCUCCCACUGUGCUGGAGCUUGCUGCUAUGUCAAUGGUUGCUGCCGUCAAGGAUACACCCGCGCAGCUGCAGAGGCUGCAAAAGCAAGAGCCAUUCAAGGAGGCUUACACCUUGCGACGGCGUCUCGGUGAGAAGACCAACCAUGUUCAUGCGGACAUGUCCCUCGCUCUCUAUUGGACCAACAUUAUAGGCAACCGCGGAAGCAUUUGGGAGGUUACGAAGAAGCAAUACCUUGCGGAGAAGGAUCCCGCUGAGAGGUUUUACCUGCUAACAGCGCUCGCACAUUCCCGCACUGUGGAAACCGUUCGUAACGUCCUCAACCUCACUCUCAGCAUGCCUCCUGGGGAUGUAGAGACCCUGUUUAACACGAUGGGAGAGUUCGGCGGCAUGCAAGUGGCCGAGAUCUGGAACUUCGUACGGCAACCGGAGAACAUGGAUCGCCUUCUUGCCCUGUACGGAGCUGACAGUGCAGAUGCGAGUGCAGCGAGAAGUUUGGGUCAGGUACUGCAGACGCAGUUUGCAUACCUCCCAGAUGACAGCAUUAUUCCCGAAAUUGCGGCGUGGGCUGCAAACUACCCGGGCCUUAUGGAUCCCGAGAUCGCGUCGUGGCUUCAGCAGCAGGUGGAAUAUAACCGCGAUUGGGCCAAGACAUACGCCAUCCCUGUCUGCAACUGGCUCGACGCGAAAGCAUAACUUAUCUUACUUACCACUGCUUCGGUAUCAACAUCAGCAUUCUUGCUGCCGUCAUCAGCAGCAGGCGCAAUGUAUGUCGCUGUCAGGGCCAAUUGUGGUCGCUAACCUAACAGUGCGGCCUUUUGGAGCCAUACUGAUGGCGAACGGCGUAUUUAUGAAGUAGCAGGGGUUUGCUCUCACGCUCCAUAGAAGCACAGUAGUAAUCUGUUGGGAGUUGGUGUGGUUGUGAAUUCAGUUAAUUCCCAUCAUCCUCAGGCGACAGUUGCAGCACGCAACGAUGUGAGUUUUACAUCAGCUUCGGGAAGAGCAGCAGCAGCGGGAAGAGGGGAGCAGCGCCGGUGACGAAGCCUCGGUGUAUAGUCGCCUACUCGCCUGCAAGCUGCAUUUCUCUUUCUCGUUGUUUGUGACGUGUGUUUCAGUAGGAGGGUCGUAUCGCCUUUAUUAUGGCCUCAUGGCAAAGUUUAUUAACGCUGUCUUGCCCUCGCCGUAGGUGAUUCUUGUUGAAUGUAUGUCAUUUGUGGUUGCGUGCGCAUCUUAUGAGUAGUUAAUGUAGUAACGGAACUUGUAGGGCUAAAGUACCGCUAUCCAUGUCACUAUUCGCCUUGCGUUAGGGCGUCUUUCCUGUGUCCAUGCUGCCGUUCGAGGCUGAACUUUCAUUACCGUAUGCCAACCACAGGGUAGGUCUCCGUAGCUCUUGGCGUCCCCUUAUCCUAUUUGUUUACUCGUUACAACGUAUACUAGGUGUUAGAAAUCGCUGGCACUCUUUAAACAGCCUGGUCUAUAGCCCGGCUGCAAU